AUGGAGGUAGAUGCUGAUGGAAAUGGUGCUAAAAUAUUUGCUUAUGCGUUCGACAAGAACCGCGGCAGGGGAUCCGGGCGCCUCCUGCACGAGCUGCUCUGGGAAAGACACCGGGGAGGGAUUGCUCCUGGAUUUCAGGUGGUGCAUCUGAAUUCAGUCACCGUGGACAACCGCCUGGACAAUCUGCGCCUGGUUCCUUGGGGUUGGAAACCCAAAGCUGAAGAAAUCUCUAGUAAACAAAGGGAACAAAGCCUGUAUUGGCUGGCAAUCCAGCAACUUCCCACAGACCCUAUAGAGGAGCAGUUCCCAGUGCUGAAUGUAACCCGGUAUUACAACGCUAACGGGGACGUUGUGGAGGAGGAGGAGAACUCGUGCACAUACUAUGAAUGUCACUACCCCCCGUGCACAAUGAUUGAGAAGCAGUUACGUGAAUUCAACAUCUGUGGCCGCUGCCAGGUCGCCAGGUACUGUGGGUCCCAGUGCCAGCAGAAGGACUGGCCUGCUCACAAGAAGCACUGUCGGGAGAAGAAAAGGACCUUCCAGCAAGAGCUCGGACCAGAACGAUGACCGGGUGGCAGAGGCCUCUUAGCAGCAGGAUUCCUUCUCAAAGGCAUUGGACUCUUGCUUUUGCACAGUAAUGACAGACUGCUUAGUGAAGCCAGAGGCACUGAAGAAUUAAAAAAACAACCAACCAACCCUGUGAUGCUUGAGCAGAAUGGCUGACUGGACUAAGCCAGCUCUGACUGGUGCUGUGGAAAGGGAUUGGGUCUACCCUUCCAGUAUUAUAUUCUCAAGCAAAAAGACUACUGUGGAGGCUCCAGGCAGGAAGCUUCUCGUUAUUUAUAUGUUAAUACAUUUGUAAACUCAUGUACAGUUUUUGUUAGAAAUUCUUGAUAGGACUCAUUAACUGUAACGUUCAGAUGAGAACACGUUGUUGGCCUAAAAGUUUAACAAAAAAACAAACAAACAAAAAAAGUCAUGUAGCAAAAGCUUUUCCUCCUGUGUGGCUAGAGGUGUCUGUGGCAGUGCCGAGGGCAGGAGGCUCCAACAUCAGCAGGACUCUGCAUGGAAGUUAUACUUAAAACAACAAAAAAUAGGGGCAAACAAAGU
This is a messenger RNA of Chaetura pelagica (chimney swift), 1110 nucleotides long. It is a transcript of the gene ZMYND19, whose product is annotated as zinc finger, MYND-type containing 19. The record is from RefSeq and is a predicted model, not a curated record. NCBI's taxonomy places the organism in Eukaryota, Metazoa, Chordata, Aves, Apodiformes, Apodidae. The coding region runs from base 1 to 567 and encodes 188 amino acids. The transcript has 4 exons.